UGGCUUUCCUGGUUGGCUCCCUCCUCUCGCAGCAGUCGGGCUGCGGGAGGCGGAAUGUCCCAGGGAGGGAGCAGGGAUGUGUAGCCACACGCAGCCUCUGGCAGCCGGCCUGAGCGUGCACGGCGGCGGCGGCGGCGGCGGCGGCAGCAACAGCCACAGCGGCGGCUGCUGCAGCAGCAGGAGCAACCGGAGGAGCGGGGAGGCUGGCAGGCAGCUUCGCCGCGCCUCCCGAAGCCUCCCCUCCUCCCGUGCCCGGGCAGGGUAAGGCAUGGCCCGGCAGCCCCUCUCCACCGAUCCCCACCACGUUAGUCUCGGGGCAGGGAGGUAGGCAGGCAAGCAGGCACGCCCCCAGGGGAGAGAAAGGAGCCGCUGCCGCCGCGAUCGCCGAGGUGACUAUCUCGGUAGGGCGAGACUGACCAUGCUCAGGAGCUUCUGUCUUCAGCUCAUGUCCUUGCUUUGGAUCCUGGUGGCCCAUCACCAUUUUGCCCAAGGUGAUGACUGCAAUGACCGCUGUAACUUGGCUCAUGGCAGCUGUGAAGAGGACGGCAAAUGCAGGUGUGACCCAGGCUGGGAAGGGGAGUAUUGCGAACAGUGUGUGAGGAUGCCAGGCUGCCUCCAUGGCGCAUGCCACCAACCCUGGCAAUGCAUCUGUCAAAGUGGCUGGGCUGGCAAGGUCUGUGACAAAGACAUCCACAUCUGUGAACAUCAGACUCCAUGCCAGAAUGGAGCCCAGUGUGUCUAUGACCGUGACGGGGAGUAUUCCUGCCUGUGCCUUGAAGGAUUCCAUGGAAAGGACUGCGAGCUGAAGACAGGGCCAUGUGAGAAGGCAGGGUUUCCAUGCAAGAAUGGUGGACUAUGCCAGGAUAAGAAUGGCUUUGCUAGCAACUAUACUUGCAAGUGCUUGGCAGGAUUCAUUGGUGCACAUUGUGAGGUUGACGUCGAUGACUGCCUGAUGCGUCCUUGUGCCAAUGGUGCCACCUGUGUUGAUGGCAUGAAUCGCUUCUCCUGCCAAUGCCAGCCAGGCUUUGAAGGGCGUUUCUGCACCAUCAAUGUUGACGAUUGUGCCAGCCAGCCAUGCAGAAAUGGGGCCAAGUGCUAUGACCGCAUCAGUGAUUUUGAUUGCUUGUGUCCUGAGGGCUUCACUGGCAAGACAUGUGAGCUCCUUGCUCCCGAGCCAACGUGGGUCACCGCAUUUCAACCUGAUCACAAGGAGCACAACAGUGCUGUGAAAAGCACAACCAGCGGUGAUCCUUGGACUACCCAGUCAGAGCCAAUCAGAGUUGUGGUUACUGGCAAGCGAAUCACUAACUACAGCGAGAAAUCAAAUGGGGGAGGGCUGUUAAUCUCCGUGAAAGAAGUGGUGACUCAACAGGACUCGGGGCUGAGUCAGUCACAGCUGAUUUUAGUCCUGGUCUUUGGGCUGUUCACUGCCCUGUUGGUCUUGGUAACUGUGUUGUUGCUACUGAAGAACUGGCAGAGGGGGCGUCGGAGGUGCCAAAGCCCCUCCCAGUCUGCAAGGAAACUUCAGGACCAAGAGUGUCAAGUGGGAAUGUUAAGUACAGUCUUGAUAGAACCCAGGAAAACGACAGAGCUGUAAGGACCCAGAGUCGGAGCCUGGCCGACCUAUAUACACCCACCAAUGAUUCAGUGAAUCCUUCAAGUCGUGUCCUGGAGGCUGUUCUGGCUGCGCACCUCCAAAGCACCAAGGGCUUUGAUAGAACUUAAGGAUGUGAGCCAGCCAGAAGGAGGAAUGUCCUUCAUUGAAAGCAGAGCCCUUGAUUGUGUGCAGCUUAGGCCGCUGGCAUGGUGACAUCAACUUCGCAAGGCAGCCAAGGAAGUACUGGGUUUGGAGGAUAACCCGGGGUUGGAAACAGCAAGCAAAAUGGAGGGAUAUCAUCCUGCAUGCACUGAAUGGGAGUUGCUAGAAUGAGGCCAAGUUUGCCAGAACAGGUUGUUGGAGCUGAAAUUUGCUUAGGCCUUUAGGCAUCCGGUAACUCUUGGUCAGAGUCAUUGGAGGUAUCAUAUGGCCCAUUUACUCAAGGGGGGUUAGAAACUGCUCUGUGCAUCCCCUGCCUCUAUUGCUCUGGCAUAGAUAAUAUGGGAUCCCCCAUUCUGCCUAAAGGCCUUCUGUCUGUUUCAAACACCAUAAGCUAACCUGAAGACCUUGUAGUGCUGUGAGCCAGUUUGCUAACUAUAUUGAUUGUCCAG
This is a messenger RNA of Elgaria multicarinata webbii, 2208 nucleotides long. RefSeq names its product delta like non-canonical Notch ligand 2 (gene DLK2). The coding region runs from base 419 to 1597 and encodes 392 amino acids. The transcript has 6 exons. Gene Ontology annotation, molecular function: calcium ion binding; Notch binding. NCBI's taxonomy places the organism in Eukaryota, Metazoa, Chordata, Lepidosauria, Squamata, Anguidae. The record is from RefSeq and is a predicted model, not a curated record.